Molecule: messenger RNA, 1392 nt
Organism: Sesamum indicum (sesame)
Lineage: Eukaryota; Viridiplantae; Streptophyta; Magnoliopsida; Lamiales; Pedaliaceae
Source: RefSeq, a predicted model, not a curated record
AUGGCGUUUCUUCGAUCAAUGACCAAAAUCCCCUGCCAUUCUUUCUACUAUGUCCCGAAACCCAGCUCAUUCUCUUCAUCACCACCGGCACUUUCCGGCGACGCUUUAGUGUCGGCCGCAGUCUCAAUCCUUAAACACCACCGUUCAAAAUCCCGGUGGUCCAACCUCCGUUCUCUCCUCACGGCUACUAAAGAUAAACGCCUGACUGCAUCACAAUUUUCUGAAAUUGCAGUUCAACUCCGCAACAAUGCCCACCUGGCUAUGCGGUUCUUUCACUUCACCGUCGACUACUCUCUUUCUUCUCACUCUCUCUACUCCUAUGCUACUGUCAUUCACAUUCUCGCUCGCUCAAGACUUAAGUUGCAAGCCCAAAACCUAAUAAAAUCAGCUAUGUCUCGGUUCCCUGAAGCCCAGCAGCAAGUUACUGCAACCCCGGUUGCGAUUCUGGAGGCACUGAUUAUAACUUAUAGAACUUGUGCUUCUGCGCCUUUUGUGUUUGAUUUGUUAGUCCGAGCUUGUUUAGAGUCAAAAAAGAUUGAUAUUGCCGUUGAAAUUUACGCAAUUCUGAAGUCAAAGAAUGUGUAUCUGAGAACUCGUACUUGUAACUUUUUGAUUGAAUCGGUGGCAAAGAGUCGAGGUUGUUCUGCUGGAUACAAUUUAUAUCGCGAAAUUUUUUACCUUGAUGUGGAUGAUGUGGUGAGAAAUCGGAGCUCUGCCAAGGGUGUUUGUCCGACUGCAAAUACCCUGAACGUGGUUAUGAUUGGUUUUUAUAGAGAAGGUUUGGUGGAUAAGGUUGAGGAGAUGUGGCAAGAAUUUGCAAGUGUUGGUUGUGUGCCGAAUAUCUAUAGUUUUAAUGUGUUAAUGGCAGCAUAUUGUGAUGACGGGAGAAUGAAGGAUGCCAUGAGGGUCUGGGAGGAAAUGGAUAAUAGAGGCUUGAAUCAUGAUGCAGUGGCAUAUAACACAGUUAUUGGUGGUUUUUGUGGAAUUGGAGAGGUUGGGAGGGCCGAAGAAAUUUAUAGGGAAAUGGUGAUGAAAGGGGUGGAGAGUACUUGUAUUACUUUUGAACAUCUCAUAAACGGGUACUGUAAAAUGGGGGACUUUGAUUCUGUAACGAUGUUGUACAAGGAUAUGUGCAGGAAAAACUUUUGUCCAGGGAGUUCCACGGUUAAUGUAAUUAUUAAGUCGCUUUGUGAUAAGAAUAAAAUAUCUGCAGCAUCAGAGUUUUACAGGAUAGCAGUAAAGAAGCAUGAUGUUGUUCUGGAGAAGGAGAAUUAUGAAAACUUGAUGAGGGGUUUGUGCCAGGAGGGAAAGAUAGAAGAGGCUUUAAAGCUUCAGGUGGAGAUGGUGGGAAAAGGGUUCAGACCAAAUUUAGUAGAAUUGGAACCAAAUUGA